UAAAAUGAAUAAAUUGUAAUUGCUGUUCUCCCUUACCCUUCCUUCCUUCCUUCCCAACUUCUCCUCCUCUUUAAUUCUUUCAACCCAAACACAAUCUCAAUCCCCUAAUCAUCAUGAACUUUCCUCUCUUCACCAUUUCCACCCUUCUUCUCUCCCUAGCAAUCGCCAUUUCCUUCGCCCCAACCUCAUCAACGCCUCACACCAAACACCAAAAUGAAGAAAACCACUUCCACGCUCGACUUCAUCCGCGCUCUUCCCGCUCCCUUCUCUCCAUUCCACCUGAGGAUGCAACUACGGCACUGGUUGCGACCCCGGAUGGGACUAUGCAUUUGGUGGAAACGUCGGAGAGUGGUUCCAUGAGGGCCAUAUGGUCGUUUUCGACAGGAUUGCCAAUCUACCAAUCUUAUCGAGCUCCGAUAAAUAACGAUAAUGGUAAAGAAAAUGCGUCUGCAGCAAUGGGUGGGUUCAUGGAAUGUGGGGAUGACUGGUCAUUGUACAUGCACGACAAAUUCUUUGGUAAAAUGAGAAUAUCAGAAUCUAUUGCAGAAUUUGUAGCUCGUACACCUACAUUUUCAGAUGAUGGAUCCGUAACACUUGGAUCCAAAAGAAGCACUUUGUUUGAAGUUGAUGCUAAAACUGGAUCAAUCAUUCAAACCCAUUGGAUGUCUGAUUUUGAUAAUGCUUCUGCACCUUGGAGUGAUGGCAGGCAGGGUGUUGAUCCUGUGAAGGUAAAUUCAUCACAGGUGCUGCUUAAGAUUUUUAGAACAGAUUAUUCUCUUCAAUCUGUUGGUCCAAGCUCAGGAAAAGUUUUGUGGACUUUGACAGUAGCUGAAUUUGAGGCUGUAUUAUUAUGCCAACAUACCUCUUUUGGUGUAGAGGACGAGUAUGCUUCUAACAAUGGCCUCAACUUUGCAAUGUCAUACCCAUGUCAAGAGAAACAACAAGUCUUCCGUCUGAAGAAGAAUUUUCUGUUUGAAUCUUCACAAACUGAAAGUCAACUUGGGGUUUAUCAUGAAAAUGAUAUGCUCUCAAUGCCUAACUCAAAUCUAAUGCUUCCAUCGCAGCCAAAUAUUGAUAGAUCAUUCAAUGGUCAUGAUGAUUUCAUGAUGCUUCCUCAGCCUUCUGUGGAGGUUACUACACCAGGGGAAGAUUAUCUGAACAUGACAAGGGAAUGGCCAACUCCAUUACCUCUUAUACUUUUCACAGUCUUAGUUCUGGCCUUUUCACUCAUCUAUCCUCUAGUGAUUAAGAAUGAAGAUAUACUGAAGGACCAAAACAGUGAGUCUGAAUUAAAGAGUUCACCUGCUAAGAAAAAGAAAACUCGUAAGUCAGGGAAGAAAAAUGUCACUAUCGAUGAAAGGGAAAAGCACCCUUAUUCAGAGAACAAUGAUGUACCGACACAAAAGGAUACUGAUAGUGAAGUAUGGCAGCUAUUCAAUCAAGUUGAUGAAAGUGUUCAUGGACGAAGAAUUGGUAAGUUACUUGUUUCAAAUAAAGAGAUUGCCAAGGGAAGCAAUGGUACCAUUGUCCUUGAGGGAAUAUAUGAAGGCCGAGCAGUUGCUGUGAAACGUCUUGUCAAGGGUCAUCAUGAUGUAGCUUUUAAGGAAAUCCAAAGCCUCAUUAUGUCUGAUCAUCAUCCAAACAUUGUCCGAUGGCAUGGGAUGGAGUCUGAUAGUGAUUUUUUUUACCUUGCUCUGGAACGUUGUACAUGCAACUUAGAUGAUUUGAUUCAAAUUCAUUCAGAUAUAUCAGAAGACUCUGAGUAUAGGAAAGAGAAGGGUUUCAAAUGUUUGAUAAAGUCCCAAAUGGAGUCAGGGAAGGAUAAUGCGCAAUGUCUUUGGAAGAAAAACGGUUAUCCAUCUCCUCAUUUAUUGAAUCUGAUGAGGGACAUUGUUUCUGGGAUCGAUCAUUUGCAUAAACUGGGAAUAGUACACCGAGAUUUGAAACCACAAAAUGUUCUAAUAAGUAAAGAAAGAUCCUUAUGUGCAAAGCUUUCUGAUAUGGGGAUCAGCAAACACCUUCUUGAAAAUAUGUCUUCUUUGGGUAAUAAUGCUACUGGUUGUGGCAGUUCAGGUUGGCAAGCACCAGAACAGCUUGUUAAGGGACGCCAAACACGGGCAGUAGAUAUAUUUAGUUUAGGUUGUGUCCUCUUUUAUUGCAUAACUGGGGGAAGACAUCCAUUUGGAGAACGUAUUGAACGGGAUAUCAAUAUUUUGAAUAGUCAAAAAGAUCUUUCCUUGGUGGAGUUUAUUCCUGAAGCCACGGAUCUUAUUAGUAGCUUAUUAAACCAUAACCCUAAUCUAAGGCCAAAGGCGAGUGAUGUAUUGUAUCAUCCUUUUUUCUGGAGUUCCGAGAUGAGACUUUCUUUUCUACGUGACACCAGUGACAGGGUAGAACUGGAAAAUAGAGAGACCGAUUCUGAUCUUUUGGUGGCAUUAGAAUGCAUUGGCACUGUAGCCAUGGGUGGAAAGUGGGAUGAAAUGAUGGAACAGGCCUUCAUUGCUAACAUCGGUCAUUACCGGCGGUACAAGUUUAACAGUGUUCGGGACUUGUUGCGAGUUAUGAGAAACAAACUAAAUCACUAUAGAGAAUUGCCUCGAGAAAUUCAGGAACUCGUAGGACCUGUUCCCGAAGGAUUCUGCAACUACUUUGCUGUUCGAUACCCUAAACUCUUGAUUGAAGUGUAUAAAGUUAUACUCAAAUAUUGCAAGGAGGAAGAAUGUUUCCAAAAAUAUUUUUAAAAAAUUGUUGCUUAGUGCCUUGGCAUCGUUCAGAAUUCAGAUGGCUUGAGAAUACAAAGGCGAAUACUGGUUGCAGUAAGAAGCAGAAAUAUUGAUAUUGUGUAAAAUGUAAUAAUGUACAUGUGUAUGUAUGUUAAUCUAACCUAGAGUUAUACGUGUAUGUGUAUAUACACCCUUCCCUUGGAAUGACUAUUCAACAUUUCAAUUAAAUUUA
Molecule: messenger RNA, 2955 nt
Organism: Cajanus cajan (pigeon pea)
Lineage: Eukaryota; Viridiplantae; Streptophyta; Magnoliopsida; Fabales; Fabaceae
Product: serine/threonine-protein kinase/endoribonuclease IRE1a
Biological process (GO): protein phosphorylation; mRNA processing; intrinsic apoptotic signaling pathway in response to endoplasmic reticulum stress
Cellular component (GO): IRE1-TRAF2-ASK1 complex
Molecular function (GO): ATP binding; protein serine/threonine kinase activity; RNA endonuclease activity
Source: RefSeq, a predicted model, not a curated record